AACACUCUUGGACAACCAGCAUUUAUAUUUCGUUCCAUUUGAACUUUUUUUUUUUCUCUCACCGGAAAUAUGGGUUCAGAGUCGACUUCAUCUCCGUCCGGGAAACGAAGUAGAGAUCCUGAGGAUGAAGUUUAUCUGGAUAAUCUACACUCGCACAAGCGGUACCUAAGCGAGAUAAUGGCAUCCAGUUUGAAUGGAUUAACUGUUGGAGACUCCCUCUCUGAAACUCUCAUGGAAUCUCCGGCCAGGUCUGAAAGCAUGUGUUACCCCAGGGAUGAGCUGUCAUUGCAGUAUUCACCAAUGUCAGAAGACUCAGAGGAAUCCCGAUACUGUGAGACGACUCUAAUCAGUUCAACACUGCAACCUGACAGCAGACCAACCAGUCCAGUUUCGCCCCACAGAUAUCAAAGACCACUAAGCGGAUUUUCUUCAGCAACACCCACCAAUUCAUACUCUUCACCUGGCUGUUCACUUGCUGCUGUUGCAUGCUCCCAACCUCGCCAGCGGGGUUCAGACUCUGAAGGUCGAUUCCCAUCGUCACCCAGCGAUAUAUGUCACUCUGCUGAUUUGAGGAGGGCCGCACUCUUACGGUCUGUUCAGAUGAGAGCACAACCAUCAAGCUCAUCAGCUUUUGAGCUGCCAUUUGGUCCUGGGCAAGAGUCGAUGCAGAGUAUAGAAGUUGAAGAGCGGCCAUGCUCAUGUGUAAAGUCCUUAGUUGAUGAGGGGGAAUAUCAGAGGGCUCAGGUUUCAAAUUUAUUCAUCGAUGAGUGUUCUUCGUUAGGCAUCUCAGAGUCCAAAAUCAGACCAGAAAAGUCUUGCAGGGUAUUGAAUUUGGAUGUGAAAGGAGAGGAAUCUGGAGAAGAGGAGUUUGAAGGAAAUGGGUUGGGGAGACCAGCUGUUAUGCCGUCUAGAUCUCGCUAGAUGUGAAAGAUAAAUUUUAUGACAAUUUCUAACUGAGCUAUUGCUUUUCUGACCAAUAGAUGUGGGUUAUUGCUUUGAAGCGUCAGCAUGAUGCCGGUACAUAUGUAUCUGUAAACUACUGAGAUUGUCUUUCUGCUGCUGCUGAUGAUUCAUUUGGAAAAGUUCCCUGGAAUUGUAUCUGUUAUCUACUAAGUGAAUCUGUUGCAAUACCAAAUGUUAAAUCUUUGUUUCAGCCUUGGUGAUAAGGCAGCAAUCUGGUGAAGUUCUUGCAUGGUGAUGUUGUAAAUCUAUGUAAGCCAUUCC
Molecule: messenger RNA, 1224 nt
Organism: Telopea speciosissima
Lineage: Eukaryota; Viridiplantae; Streptophyta; Magnoliopsida; Proteales; Proteaceae
Exons: 3
Coding region: 70-921 (283 amino acids)
Source: RefSeq, a predicted model, not a curated record